AUGGCGCGGACAUGGUCAGGUCGUAGUUUGUCCGAUAUUCUUCUUCCUCCAAUCCCAAAACGCGAAAAACUCGGUCGGUACAGUUGGCUGUUCGACAUAGUUCGCUACAAGGGCAGCCUUAGGAUCGGUCGCCUGGGCAUUGGACACUUCUUGGAACAGAUAACUGGCCGAAUAUUCGGUCCUGUUUUGACCUGCACGCUCUUCGCGACUGUGGUGGCGGUUCUUUACAUCACUUAUGACUAUAAAGUACAACUUACCAAUCAGGUUGUUCCAUUGCUGUCAGUCGUUGUUGGCUUGAUCCUGGUGUUCAGGAAUGGGUGGUGGGUUGACUAUGUUAUCGCGCCCGGUGCACCACUGAGCUCUUUGUGUAGGUAUGAAGGAAGUAAGGACUGGGAGGCCACUGUCUCUCAUACCCGUAAUGUCUCGCGUCAAAUAUGGGUUUUUGUUACUUUACCACCGCCUGAGCGCAAGUCGAUACUUACAAAGGACUCGCUUCGGGAGCUGAAGAUCCGGGCUCUGAGGCUCAUUGUUGCUUUUCUCUAUGCAACGAAGCACCAUCUACGAGACGAGCCUGGCAUUGAUUAUGAAGAUUAUCAGGGAUUAUUUCCUGAUGGCUUUUCGACGUACCUUCAAACCUCUAUCGUCACGGGGUCGCAGGGCUCCUCUCCCAGUGGAGGCAACACCCCCAAUCGCGUGACCCGUCCUCGAGUCACGAAUGUAGGCACAUCAAAGACGGUUGUCGAGGAGCGCACCCCUUUACUGAACGGGCAAAGUCAUAUUAUUCACUUCCAUGAGUAUCCAGCGACGCAACCGCUGCCCCUUCCCCUUAUUAUCGCACAUGAGAUCAGCUGCCUGCUGCACUACUUCCAAUUGCAAGGGUGUCUUGCUGCUGUUGGACCCGCGGGCGCAAAUGCCCUAAGCGGCAUGAUUCAAGGAAUGGUCAGUCAAUUUGCGAAGAUGGAACGGGUUUGCAACACUCCAAUUCCAGAUUCUUACGGGAUACAUCUGAAACAGUGUGUAACGCUCUAUUUGUUCACUUUGCCAUUCACACUCGUUGCGGAUCUUCGAUGGUUUAUGAUACCUGUCGUGACAGUGGUUAGUUUCACUUUGAUGGGCAUUGAGGGCAUCGCCGAUGAAAUUGAAAUGCCCUUCGGCACCGACCACUACGAUCUUCCCCUUGAUCGUAUCUGCGGUGAAAUCAGAGGGGAGGUGGAAUACAUCAUCGAAAGAAUGCCAGAAGGCGGACUGGACUAUAGGAUAUGA
This is a messenger RNA of Cantharellus anzutake, 1263 nucleotides long. RefSeq names its product Bestrophin, RFP-TM, chloride channel-domain-containing protein. Bases 1 to 1263 code for a protein of 420 amino acids. The transcript is spliced from 17 exons. Lineage: Eukaryota; Fungi; Basidiomycota; Agaricomycetes; Cantharellales; Hydnaceae. The record is from RefSeq and is a predicted model, not a curated record. Gene Ontology annotation, molecular function: chloride channel activity.